This is a messenger RNA of Adineta steineri, 1680 nucleotides long. Lineage: Eukaryota; Metazoa; Rotifera; Eurotatoria; Adinetida; Adinetidae. The record is from the annotation of a GenBank genome assembly.
AUGGCUCAUUCUACCUUCGUUCCAUCUGAACGUUUUUUGGACGCCACUUCAGAACCACAACGACGUCUUUCACCUAUACAAGGUUAUGAACUGAAAUCACUUGUCUCGCUCAAAGAAGCUGUACGACCGUUUGAACCUUUAAUUCCUAAUAUUCAAGGAUUCGUUUGGACAGCAACUGGCAACUGCGAACGACCGAAAGAUGGUCUGACACCUGAUGAAUCUGCUGCCGUCUAUCUAUACACGAUGGAGUGUCUGUACCGUCAACUGAACACUGCUUUACGAAGUGAAGAUCGACAACAACUCGUACCGUACUUUUCGUAUCUAAAAUUAUUUUUCACUGCCUUGUGGAAAUUGAAAGAUAUUCAAGGUCUCGUAUUUAGAGGUGUAAAGGCAAAUAUUAGCGAUGAUUAUCCAAAGGGCAAGAAAUUUCCAUGGUGGGGACUUUCGUCGACGACAACAUCUUUAGAUGUUUUACAGAAAGAUACAUUUCUUGGAGAGAGUGGUCCACGAACUCUAUUUAAUAUUCAAUGUUUCAACGGGAAAAUGAUUCAAAACCAUUCACAUUUUAUUUCGGAAAGCGAAGUACUUUUGUUACCGUGCAGUUACUUUGAAGUUAUGGGUAAUAUGAAGCAGGGUGCAGAUUUACGUAUUAUCCAUUUAAAACAAAUUGAACCGCCUGUUGUCUUAAUUCAACCUCCAUUUCCUUCGAUUAUGCAUCACAAAGAGUCUACUUCAAAACCAGUUCAAACAAAAAAAAAUAAAUUUCAACAAUUUGGAAUUACUGUUGCUGGAGGAAAUGGAAAAGGCAACCAAUUAAAUCAAUUAAAUCAACUCGAUUAUUCUCAUGGAAUCUUUAUUGAUGAUGAUAAAUCAAUUUAUAUUGCUGAUACUGAAAAUCAUCGUAUUGUUAAAUGGAAAUUGAAUUCAAAUGAAGGUCAAAUCAUUGUAGGUGGAAAUAAAAAUGAUCGAUUGGCUUUUCCAUCAAAUAUAAUUUUUGAUAAAGAAAAUAAUUCUUUUAUUAUUUCUGAUAAAACAUAUACAUUUAUUAAGGCAUUUGCUUCGGUGACCUAUCAAAUAACUCGAUAUUUUGGUGAAAAUCUAACAAAUAAACAAAUUAUUAUUUCAAAUAUUGCUUGUUCUGGUGUCGCAAUCGAUAAAAAUGGAUCUAUUUAUGUUUCUGAUUUCGUGAAUAAUGAAGUAAGACGAUGGAAACAAGGAGAUACAAAAGGUGAAUUAGUUGCAGGUGGAAAUGGUGACGGAAAUCACCUUAAUCAACUUGAUGGUUCUUCUUAUAUCUUUGUUGAUAAAGAUUGUUCUCUUUAUAUAUCAGAUGUGCAUAAUCAUCGUGUAAUGAAAUGGAAAAAAGAUGCAAAAGAAGGAAUUAUUGUUGCUGGUGGAAAUGGUCGUGGAGGAAGUCUCAAACAAUUGUAUUAUCCCCGAGGAGUGAUUGUUGAUCAUUUGGGUCAAAUCUAUGUGGCAGAUGAAGGGAAUCAUCGAGUAAUGCGUUGGUGUGAUGGAGAUGCAGAAGGUGAAGUUGUGGUUGGUGGAAAUGGUGAUGGAAAUGAAUCAAACCAAUUGAAUGAUCCCACAGUUUUAUCAUUUGAUAAUGAAGAAAACCUUUAUGUUGUUGAUAAAAGAAAUCAUCGAAUCCAAAAAUUUCAAAAACUUAUGAAUGUAUAA